UAAAGUCCGCGGAGAAGUGGUUGAGUUGACCAUAACAGACAGCCGUGCCACAUCUUUCUCCCUACCGAAAAAAUGCCACGUUUAGAUUAUUCAAAUCCUAUAUUGGGCUUGGCCCAUAAUUUCAUCUCCAAGAGUCCAAACGUCGAGUCAUCAGGUCUGUGUGGCAACAAAAAAAAAAGAAAAAAGGUCAUCAGGUAUGUUACGACACCGUUCGGUAUCGGCAUCCACAGUUAAAUUCGACGGCCAAGAUUUCCAAGCUCCAGUUUGUAAGAUUAAGUUUUCCUACAAACCAUUAGCGUUUGUCAGUGCAAACCCUAGUCAGAAGCAGCGCAGCCCAGCUCUGUUCCAAUGGAGGGUGAGAUGCUGGGAGUACCGCCAGCAUCCUUCCAUUGUUCGUGUCACCCAUCCAACACGCCCUGACAAGGCUCGCCGAUUGGGCUAUAAGGCCAAGCAGGGCUAUGUGAUUUAUCGUGUGCGUGUUAGACGUGGUGGCAGGAAGAGGCCUGUUCCCAAAGGUAUUGUCUAUGGUAAGCCCACCAACCAGGGUGUAACUCAACUGAAGUUUCAGCGGAGCAAGAGGUCUGUUGCAGAGGAGCGUGCUGGUAGAAAAUUGGGUGGUCUAAGGGUUCUUAAUUCAUACUGGAUUAAUGAGGAUUCUACUUACAAGUAUUUUGAGGUGAUCAUGGUUGAUAUUGCACAUAACGCUAUUCGAAAUGACCCAAGGAUCAACUGGCUCUGCAAUCCUGUUCACAAGCACAGGGAGCUUAGGGGCCUCACCUCUGCGGGGAAGAAAUACAGGGGUCUACGAGGAAAAGGACAUUUGCACCACAAAAAUCGCCCUUCUCGCAGAGCAACCUGGAAGAGAAACAAUACUCUCUCACUUCGUCGCUACCGUUGAGUUCAUUGAUGUGCUUGCAUUUUUUUUCUUUAUGGAUUUUGUUUUAAGGACAGAGUAGCUUUUAUUUUGAGUUUGGAAGUUUUGAUAUUGAAAUAUUUAGAGGUGGCUACUUUAUUUUUUAUUUUUAAGUUAUUUACCAAUAUUGUUUCGACUGUUAGUUUGUUUACUUUCUAUUCAUAUUUCCACACAACUACGAGGUUUGACUCCUCCA
Messenger RNA from Manihot esculenta (cassava), 1109 nucleotides. Its product is annotated as 60S ribosomal protein L15-1. Gene Ontology annotation, biological process: cytoplasmic translation. The transcript is spliced from 4 exons. The record is from RefSeq and is a predicted model, not a curated record. Gene Ontology annotation, cellular component: cytosolic large ribosomal subunit; ribosome. Bases 197 to 898 code for a protein of 233 amino acids. Gene Ontology annotation, molecular function: structural constituent of ribosome; RNA binding. Lineage: Eukaryota; Viridiplantae; Streptophyta; Magnoliopsida; Malpighiales; Euphorbiaceae.